AUGCCAAUAUUUAAGGAGCCAAAAUGCAAAAACCCUUCACGGAGAAGAACAACAGAUUCUUCUGAUAUUGAUGCAGUUGACAUUUUCUAUGAAGCGCCUAUAAAUUGUGAUGAAGAACAUAUUAUGACUUUGUUCCGAGCAAGUAAUUUGAAACUCCGAGUUGUUAAUCUGCAGGACUCAUCAAUGGAAGAAGACGUUUUCCGGGAUCUAUGUGACCAUGGAUUAACAUGUGAAGUUCUAAAUUUGAGAUCGACUCGAAUCCAACGACUCAAUAUAUCUGGAAAAUUUAUGCAGCUGCACACAUUAAAUUUAGAUUUUUCAACAUCAAUCACUAGUUUUCACAGGGACUGUUUUUCUUGCAUGCCAAAUCUGAAACGUCUAUCAAUGUGUGGGACAAGAGUUGUUGAUCUUUGGACAACCGUUGCUGCCUUAUCGAAACUACCUUCUUUGUCGGAACUACGCUUCCAAAAUUGCUUGUGUUGUAAGGAUACGUCAUCGUGUCCUCGUCAAGCUUCGCCUAUCGAUGGGUCGUAUGUAAAAUUGGACUCACCUGCAAAUAGUUUUAUGAUAAGUGGGGUUUAUGCUAAUGAAGUUACAAUUUCAGGAUUUGUUCAGGAACAACCGAAACUGCGAAACCAGAUUAAAGACGAAGAAGAGUUCAACCUUGCAAAAGAUUGUACGGACGAGUCAAUGAAAAGCACAACUCAGUUGACUAAUUAUAACUCACACCACCCGUGUCCGAUCUGCUACGAGAAACAUUACAGGGAGUUCAUAAUUACUUCAUUACCUGCUCUGCAAGUUUUGGAUAAUUCGCAGGUUACAAAGUUCGACAAAGAAACAGCUAAAGUUGUCAUUUCAAAACACUACGAGCACUUACCAUAUAACAGACAUUACACGGAAAACGUUUCGAAUAUUUUGCGAAAACGCGAAAUCGGAGCUUCGAAGAGCCGAUUUUUCCUUUCAAGGUCUCUUAGUGCUGCUAAAUUUGGUUCUGCUGGCUGGCCUUUGUUGUCUAACUUGAGCCAUAUGACUAAAGAUGAAACGUUUCGGCCUAGACAGUUUGAAUACCAUCCGUCGGAUUCGAGUCUUAUGGUUUUCGGAACUAUGGACGGCGAAGUGGUGGUGAUUAAUCAUGAAAAUGGGAAGAUUGUUGGUUCCGUUCCUUCAUCAGGAGCUAUGAAUAGUAUUUUGGGACUCUGUUGGCUCAACAUGUAUCCAUCCAAACUGCUUGCAGGCUCCGAUAAUGGCUGCCUGAGAUUGUUCGACAUAAAUCAAAUGCCCCCAAAAAUUCCAGGCGUAAAUUACACCAAAUUUCAUGAUUUUGAGCCAUUAACAUCUGUUCAUAUAAAUUGCACAGAUGAUCAAUUUCUGGCCAGCGGGUACUCAAAGGAUGUUGCGUUUUACGACAUUAACACCACGAAACGCAUACAAUUGUUCAAAAACAUGCAUGAAGAACCCAUUAAUGUAGCUAAAUUUGCUUAUCAUUCUCCCUUUUUAUUUGCUACGUCGUCGUUUGAUCGUGAUGUGAAGCUAUGGGAUCUGAGGCAGAGGCCGAACAAUCCGUGCUAUAGAGCUUCGAGUUGUGGGGGAAAUGUGAUGGUUUGCUUUUCUCCUGAUGAUCAAUAUCUGCUUGUUUCUGCUGUUGACAAUGAGGUGAAGCAACUUUCGGCAGUAGAUGGGAGGCUUCACACAAAUUUUGAGAUAUCUCCGACCGGAAGUGCUCAUAACUACACUCGCUCUUACUACAUUAACGGAGGAGACUACAUUAUAAGCGGAAGCUCCGACCAACAUGUUGUCCACAUUUACUCUGCUAUAACCGGACGACGACUUAAGGAUGUUUACCUUCAGAAUAGUGACUCGGGGAAUUCUCAGUUUGUACAAUCCUUAAGGGGUGAUCCUUUUAGGGCUUUUCACAUGAGUGUUCUAGCUGCCUCCAAGCGCCCAACUUCUAAAUAUGAGAUCAUCAAGGUAAAUUUACUAUCGACCAGUCAGUCUGUCGACGAAUUUUCUCAUGAUCCGCAUAUGAUUCGUUCUUCCAGUAGUCUUGGAGGUUGACAUUAUAAUAUUUUUUUUCUACUGCAAUUAAAUUGUUCCAUAAUUGUACAUAGAUCUGUUUUAGUGGUUAGUGUGAAGUAUGAUGUAGUAAAUUUCACUUUGCUUUUCUACGAAUUAUUAAAACUUGUAAAUAUUGUUCGCCCAUGAAUUCAGAAUUUGUAUUACGCUAUACUUCAAUAAUGUUCAUAUCCAGUUUCGUUUUAA
Molecule: messenger RNA, 2259 nt
Organism: Mercurialis annua (annual mercury)
Lineage: Eukaryota; Viridiplantae; Streptophyta; Magnoliopsida; Malpighiales; Euphorbiaceae
Product: protein DWD HYPERSENSITIVE TO UV-B 1
Exons: 9
Coding region: 1-2055 (684 amino acids)
Biological process (GO): cellular response to UV-B
Cellular component (GO): Cul4-RING E3 ubiquitin ligase complex
Molecular function (GO): protein binding
Source: RefSeq, a predicted model, not a curated record